GUUUUUUGUUUCUUGCAGAUCAAUGAGUUGAGUCACGUGCAGAUUCCAGUAAUGUUGAUGCCGGAUGACUUCAAAGCCUAUAGCAAAAUAAAGAUGGACAACCAUCUUUUCAAUAAGGAGAACAUGCCCAGUCACUUUAAGUUUAAGGAGUACUGCCCUAUGGUCUUCCGAAAUCUUAGAGAGAGGUUUGGAAUUGACGAUCAGGAUUUCCAGAAUUCAGUGACACGGAGUGCUCCUUUUUCAAAUGACUCUCAGGGUCGAAGUGGGGCUCGAUUCCACACCACCUAUGACAGAAGAUAUGUGGUCAAAACUAUUUCCAGUGAGGAUGUGGCGGAAAUGCAUAAUGUGCUGAAGAAGUACCAUCAGUAUAUUGUGGAAUGCCAUGGAAACACCCUCAUACCACAAUUCCUGGGAAUGUACAGACUGACAGUGGAUGGGGUUGAAACCUACAUGAUUGUGACGAGGAAUGUCUUUGGCCAUCGACUAUCUGUUUACAGGAAGUACGAUUUAAAGGGUUCCACAGUGGCCAGAGAAGCUAGUGACAAAGAAAAGGCCAAGGAGCUACCAACGUUGAAGGAUAAUGAUUUCAUUAAUAACGGCCAAAAAAUCUACAUCGACGAAAACAAUAAAAAGAUGUUCCAAGAAAAGCUCAGGAAGGAUGUUGAGUUCCUUGCUCAGCUCAAGAUCAUGGACUACAGUCUUCUGGUGGGUAUUCACGACGUUGAGAGAGCGGAACAAGAAGAAAUAGAAUUUGAGGAAAAUGAUGAAGAAGAAGGAGAAAGUGAUGGAGCUGGAGCCCACACUACUGGUUCUUGUGGAACUCCUCCUGACAGCCCUGGAAAUAUACUGAACAGCUCAAGGCCGUUAGCACCCGGCGAAUUUGACCCAACUAUUGAUGUUUAUGCCAUAAAAAGCCAUGAAAACUCCCCAAGGAAGGAGGUGUACUUUAUGGGAAUUAUUGACAUUCUGACACAUUAUGAUGCAAAGAAGAAAGCUGCACAUGCUGCCAAAACAGUCAAACAUGGAGCUGGUGCAGAGAUCUCCACAGUCAACCCAGAGCAGUACUCGAAGCGCUUCUUGGAUUUUAUUGCUAGUAUCUUGACAUAGCCUAUCAAGUGUAAUGUGGGGACACAUGCGGGAAAGGGGGAUGGGAGGGGUGAUGAAGACGUGGGACAGAAAUGGGGCUCAAUGAAAAAAUGGCAUCUGCAGUGUUCGUCUUGCUGAAAGCGUUCCCUUGUUUACAUCUUCCGGAUAAGAUGACUGAUGGAAAAUAGCUUUAACUGCUUCCUGAAACUCCCAGCACAGUACUUGCUAUUAAUGACUUUAUUUUUACCAAAAAAAAGGAAAAAAAUUUUAAAUCUGCUCAGAGUGCACUGCUUUCACAACACUCCCAAGACUGGAUGUGAUGGAACUUUAUGGGAAGAGGUACUCACAAAACGGGAAGAAAAUGCAUGCUAAUUGACGCAAGCAAUUACUGGUAUCAAACUAUAAACUGUGGAUCGGUUUAUCACUUGAACUGAAAGAGGCAGAGCAGUAUUCGUUUAACUUGUUAUUGUUACACUUUCAUUGUGCAUGCUGGCACUCCUAAGGUAGCUAUAUACGGUAUAUUGUUUGUUCAAAGGGAGUCCUGCCAUAAUAAAACGUUCAAAGUAUUGUAAAUUUAUGUCAAAGUCAAUUUGUCUUAAAUCACCACUUUGGGCAGCUUAUACUAAUUGUAUGUUUCAGAAAAAAAAGUUCUUGGAUGGGAUGCAAAUAAGAAAUCAAAACAUUUUGCUCACUGCUAUUAACAGUAGUUGGAUGAUUUGAAGUUCUUAUAAACUGAAUGGCCACAGUACAGAAAAGAUACGCUUUAAGUGCUAGGAUUUGCCUUAUGAUUAUUUAGCAUUGUUUCGGGCAACACUUUACUACAUUUCUAGCAUUCUUUCCCUUUUUAAAACAAAAAAAUAGGGUACAUGCUAAAGGCUUUAACAUCAUGAAUAUCACGAUCAUCACAUUGGAUUUCACUGUAAUUGUUUGAACGCAGUGAUAGAAUGUGAAGCUCCAUUUUUAAACCGUUCAGUUUAUCCUUGAAUUAGCAGAUUGAUUUUUUUUGUUUGUUUCAUAUCUUAACUUAAACUUAACCCGUUGUUAGAAAAGCAAAAUUAUUUUCCUUCCUAUGCUAAUAGUUCAUAACUUGCAAUGGUCGGAGACUUUGUUUGGGGUCAAAGCAUAGCUAGUUAAUUCAUGUUAACAUGGCUUCCAAUAAAUUCUCUGCAAUGGCAAAUGUUCUAAGGCGGCCUUGGCAUCUAAUUAAAUUUGAUGUGAAUUGCUCCUUCCAUCGCUCAUCUCAUUUUCAUAUACAGUACCAACCAUUUAAGAUUUAGGAGCACGCUAGUCAUAUUUCAGAAUUCACUUGGUUGCCUUUCUGUUUGAGUUUUGUAGCCGUAAUGUAAAUUGUAAUAAAUGGUUGCCUGAAACUGUGGCCAUCCUCGUUACCUGUUGAUGCUUUUAAAUAAAUAGGGAUUGAUCGAGUUAUGUUAAUUUCUGUACUACCGUCACCAUCUCAAUUGUGUAGAUUAUGCCAUGCUACAGGAAGCUAACCUUGCUUAAUAUCUUCAAAGUACACAUUGUUCAACAGUUGUGCCUUUUCCCUGGUUAAAUCAUUGAAGUUACUGUUACUACUAUUAUAUCAAUUUCAUCACCUACAAUUAUUAAACUGUGCUCUCCCUUGACUUAUGGGUGUCUGAGCAAACAAGGAGUGUCAGAAUGCCUUUCCUAGUAAAAAUGUAUCCAUGCUGUUUGAACAACAAACUUGUAAGCGCUUCACAUUAGGUAGCAGUUACCUAGAUCGCACUUGGAUUCCAGUGAAUUUCAGCAUCUCCAGUGGCCAAAGGCAGUGGUAUCCCUGUGGCUAUGUAAUAAUUUAACAUUGGUUUUGUUACUCUUGGUAUAGUGAUGUUAACACUGUAAUGUAAAUGUACAGUUAUAUAUUUUAUGUAUUUAAAAAAUUUAAUUUUUUCCAUAAUCGUUGUGCCGGUCACUUUCAUUUCAAAUAUUCUGUAGGAUGCUGUGGUUUCCAUUAAUAAUGGAACUACAGGAAGCAAGCCCUAUGUGGGAGAAAGAGGUACACUUAAAACAAAAUUUAUUUUGGCAACAUUUUCCCUCUGUGGCUCAUGUGUAUUUUAAAUGCUUUAGUAGCUUAAAAUAUGACGCACAUUGUUUUGUCUGCAGCAGUCUUUAUUGGUCAUUCACGUAAGGUGAAGUGUUCUUUUGUUUAAAUUGAGGCAACGUCAUGCAAUAUGUACUAGUGCUGCAAAUUACACACUCCAUAAUAAACUUUGCUUUAUCAAAUAAAGCACUUUGUUGUCUCAAAA
Messenger RNA from Callorhinchus milii (elephant shark), 3353 nucleotides. RefSeq names its product phosphatidylinositol-5-phosphate 4-kinase, type II, alpha a (gene pip4k2aa). Gene Ontology annotation, molecular function: phosphatidylinositol kinase activity. NCBI's taxonomy places the organism in Eukaryota, Metazoa, Chordata, Chondrichthyes, Chimaeriformes, Callorhinchidae. Gene Ontology annotation, biological process: phosphatidylinositol metabolic process. The transcript has 9 exons. The record is from RefSeq and is a predicted model, not a curated record. Bases 52 to 1107 code for a protein of 351 amino acids.